Molecule: messenger RNA, 5301 nt
Organism: Bombina bombina (fire-bellied toad)
Lineage: Eukaryota; Metazoa; Chordata; Amphibia; Anura; Bombinatoridae
Gene: LCT
Product: lactase
Exons: 17
Coding region: 345-5153 (1602 amino acids)
Biological process (GO): carbohydrate metabolic process
Molecular function (GO): lactase activity
Source: RefSeq, a predicted model, not a curated record
GAAUCUUUUUACACUGGUGCUGCUGCAGGAAACAUGUGUGGAGCUCAGCUUAGACAAGAGGUGCGAAAUUGUCUUUUGCAGUGGAGCCAUCCCUCCUCCAAACAUGUUUAUCACUUCAUCCGGAUAUCUUGGAGUCUGUUGAUUUUGUUGCUUUGAAUGUAAAUUACAACUGUAAAGAUGAAGACCAACUGGAGAGGUGGAGUGAAGAUCUGAAAAUACAGAAUGGUGAGGAUAUUUUGGUUUUUACUUUAAAUCUGAGUGACUGCUCCUCUCUAUCAACAGAAAAUAAAUAUUUGCCUGCAUUUAAAGUAUCUGAAGCGGUUAGUAAAGCUGGUGCAUGGUUCAUGGGCUAUGAUAUCAAUGAAUUUUUAGACUACUCACUUGAUAAUAUCAAAAGUUUAAAGACAACAGCGUCUCGCUCAUCCUACAUCACUGUUUGGGACAAAUUUGCAACCCAGUCUCCAGCAGAUAGAGAUUUGUUCUUGAAUGACACUUUUCCCAGUGGUUUUCAGUGGGGAACGUCUACUGCAGCGUUCAAAGUGGAAGGAGGCUGGGCCGAGGAGGGAAAAGGAGAAACCAUAUGGGACAAAUUUGGACAGUAUGGCUAUGCUGAUAAUAACGCAACAGCAAAUGUGGCCUGUGACAGUUACCACAAAAUUGAAUAUGAUGUGUAUCUUCUAAAGGGGUUACAAACAAAAAUGUAUAAGUUCUCUAUCUCUUGGUCAAGAAUAUUUCCAAUGGGCUUUAAGUCUAAAGAAAAUCCAAAAGGUGUGAAAUACUACAAUAAAUUAAUCAAUAGUUUGCAGGAAGCAGGUAUCGAACCAAUGGUAACUCUGUAUCAUUGGGAUUUACCUCAAAUAUUGGAAGAUCAUGGUGGCUGGAGGAAUGAAAGCAUCAUAGAUGCUUUUGUAGAUUAUGCUGAUUUCUGCUUUGGCCAAUUUGGUGACCGGGUCAAAUUUUGGAUUACAUUUGAUGAACCUUGGGUUGUUAGCUAUGCUGGUUAUGGAACGGGAGAGCAUGCCCCAGGAAUAAAGGAUCCAGGAGACUCUUCAUAUAAGGUGGCCCAUACUAUCUUGAAAUCACAUGCUAAAGCCUGGCACUUAUACAACGACAAAUAUCGCACUAAAUAUUCGGGUAAAGUUGGAAUCUCCUUGAACUCCGAUUGGGCUGAGCCAGCAUCUCCCACUAAAUCUGAGGAUGUGAAGGCUGCUGAACGCUACCUGCAUUUCAUGUUAGGCUGGUUUGCUCAUCCAAUUUUGGUUAAUGGUGAUUAUCCUGACAUUCUUAAGGAGAAGAUAGAGCAAAAACGCAUACAAUGUCCUGGCAUAGUCGCUGAGUUACCAACAUUCACUGAGGCUGAGAAAGGACAAAUCAAAGGGUCUGCUGAUUUCCUUGGGCUUUCCCAUUAUACUACAAGGCUAAUAAAUGAUUCUGUUAGUGCAAGCUGUGUUCCAGAAUAUGAUAACAUUGGGGACUUUGCACAGAGCUCUGAUCCUUCAUGGUCUGUGACAUCAUCUCCAUGGAUUACUGUGGUUCCCUGGGGUUUUAGAAGACUUCUGAACUUUGUGAAGGAAGAGUAUGUGAAAGACAGUCUGCCGAUAUAUAUAACUGCGAAUGGGAUGCCAACACCAUAUGAUGUAGAGGUGUUUAAUGACACAGCUAGAAUCCACUACUUAACUACUUACAUCAACGAAGUUUUAAAAGCAAUCAAGAAUGACAAUGUGUCUGUACAUUCAUACAUGGUACGUUCCCUUCUGGAUGGUUUUGAAGGUAAACAUGGUUACGGACAGAGGUUCGGUUUACACUAUGUAGAUUUUGAAGAUGGAAACAGACCACGAAUUCCCAAAAAAUCAGCAUAUACAUAUUCCAAUAUAGUUGAAAACAAUGGCUUCUCAAAGACAAAGUCAGAGCAUGUUUUACCUUCAAGAGUCAAAUGGCCUAAUGCCAAAAAGCUAACUCCCCUGCCAGCAUCUGAGGUUCCUUCUAAAGCAAAGAUUGUAUGGGAAAAAUUUUCUGGACAAACUGCUUUUGAAAGAGAUAUGUAUUUACGUGACUCAUUUCCAGAAGAUUUUAAAUGGGGGGUUUCAACCUCUGCAUAUCAAAUUGAGGGAGGAUGGGAUGCUGAUGGUAAAGGGCCUAGCACAUGGGACACAUUUACACAUGUUCCUGGGAACAUUAAUAACGAUGACAAUGGAGAUAUUGCUUGUGACAGUUAUCAUCAAUUGGAUGCUGAUCUGUACAUGCUAAGGGCCUUAGGAGUGUCAAGCUACAGGUUCUCCUUGUCUUGGUCUCGCAUUUUUCCAACUGGAAAUGGCACAGUCAAUGACAAAGGUGUUGAGUAUUACAACAGACUUAUUGAUGGUUUAAUGUCAAAUAACAUAUCUCCAAUGGUGACACUCUACCACUUUGACUUACCUCAAAAACUCCAGGAUAUGGGAGGGUGGGAGAAUGAUGCAGUACUUGAUGCAUUUCAUAACUAUGCAGAGUUCUGUUUCCAGACAUUUGGGGACAGGGUUAAGUUUUGGAUGACCUUUAACCAGCCUCACAGUAUAGUAACAGCUGGAUAUGGUCUGGGUUUGUUUCCACCAAGCGUUAAAGAUGACCCAGGCUCUGCUCCUUAUAGAGUUGCUCACCGCCUACUGAAAGUCCAUGCAAGGAUUUAUCAUACAUAUGAUGAGAAAUAUCGAAAGACCCAAAGUGGGGUUAUCUCUCUGAGCCUCAACACAGAAUGGGUAGAACCCAAAAAUCAUAAUGAACCAAGAGAUGUGGAAGCUGCUGACCGUUACCUGCAGUCAACACUAGGGUGGUUUGCACACCCAAUCUUUAAAACUGGUGAUUACCCUGAUGUCAUGAAAUGGCAAAUUGCAAAUAAGAGUGACUUUCAAAAGCUAUCAUUAUCGAGACUGCCCAGUUUUACAAAAGAGGAGAGAGACUUAAUUCAAGGAACUGCUGAUGUUUUUUGUAUAAACAUUUACACCACAAAAAUUGUGCAACACAAAACAAUAAAAAUAAAUCCAGCCUCUUUUAAUGCAGAUUUAGAUAUUGUGGAGGAGAUUAACACAAAUUGGCCAUCAACGGCUGUUAAAGAACAUCGAGCUGUGGCAUGGGGGCUAAGAAGACUACUUAAUUGGGUGAAAGAGGAGUAUGGAGACAUUCCUAUUUAUAUAACAGAGAAUGGAGUUGCCACAGACAAUUCAAAUGAUUUUGAUGACACAAACCGCAUAUUUUUCUAUAAAACCUACAUUGAUGAAGCCUUGAAAGCUUCCAGGAUAGAUGGAGUGAAUCUUAAAGGAUACACUGCCUGGUCUCUAAUGGAUACCUUUGAAUGGAACUCUGGAUAUAGUGUGAGGUUUGGCUUGCAUCAUGUGGACUUCCUAAAUCCCAGCAGACCAAGAACACCGAAACGCUCUGCAAUUUAUUAUGCAUCAGUUAUUCAUAACAACGGAAUACCAAUGGAGAAAGAGGAAGAGUUCUUAUAUGGAGAGUUCCACAAAGGCUUUGCUUGGAGUGUUGCAUCUGCAGCUUAUCAGAUUGAGGGUGCCUGGAGGACAGAUGGAAAAGGACUGAGCAUCUGGGAUCAGUAUUCACACUCCCCAUUAAGAAUUGCCAAUGAUGAAAAUGGAGAUGUUGCCUGUGACAGCUACAACAGACUAGAGCACGAUGUGGCACUGCUUAAGGACCUCAAGGUGACACACUACCGAUUUUCUAUCUCUUGGCCAAGGGUUCUCCCUGAUGGAACUGUUAAAACUGUCAAUGAGAUUGGGCUGAAUUACUACAUCCGAUUGGUUGAUGCCCUCUUAGCUGCCAGUAUAACUCCCCAGGUGACUAUUUACCACUGGGAUCUGCCACAAGCAUUGCAAGAUGUUGGAGGUUGGGAAAAUGAAACAAUAGUGGAAAAGUUUAAAGAAUAUGCUGACUUGCUCUUUAAAAGGCUGGGAGAUAAAGUGAAAUUCUGGAUCACUCUGAAUGAACCGUAUAUCAUAGCUAACGUUGGGUAUGGUUAUGGCACAGCUGCACCAGGAAUUUCUUCAAGACCAGGCCGGGCACCAUAUUUAGUGGGACAUAACCUAAUAAAAGCUCAUGCUGAGGCAUGGCACUUGUACAAUGACACCUACAGAGCUAAGCAAGGUGGGCUUAUUUCUAUCACUAUUAACUCAGACUGGGCAGAGCCAAGAAACCCCUAUAAACAGGAGGAUGUUGAUGCAGCUCGGAGAUACAUCAUGUUUUACGGUGGUUGGUUUGCUAAUCCUAUUUUCAAAAAUGGAGACUAUAAUGAGAUAAUGAAGACAAGAAUAAGGCAAAGAAGCCUUGCUCAGGGGUUGUCAGUAUCACGAUUACCAGAAUUCACAGAAAGUGAGAAAAUGAGAAUUAAAGGGACAUAUGACUUUUUUGGGUUCAAUCACUAUACCACAAUUUUAGCAUCACCCCUCAACUUCCCACAAUCAAUGCAAUCCUAUGAUUCAGACAGGGGUGUAGCAUCAUUGACUGAUCGAGCCUGGCUUGGAUCAGGUUCCUUAUGGUUGAAAGUGACACCUUUUGGCUUUAGAAGGAUACUGAACUGGAUAAAGGAAGAGUACAACAAUCCUCCUAUCUAUGUAACUGAGAAUGGUAUAUCUGAACGUGGAACAAACCUAAAGGACGUCUGGAGAGAACAUUACUACAAAAGUUAUGUUAAUGAAGCACUUAAAGCUGUACAUUAUGAUGGCGUGGAUCUUCGGGGAUAUACAGCAUGGUGUUUGAUGGAUAAUUUUGAAUGGGCAGCAGGAUAUGCUGAAAGGUUUGGUUUGUUUUACACAAACUACACAGAUCCAAGCUUGCCAAGAAUUCCUAAGGAGUCUACAAAAUAUUACAGAACUCUCAUUAAGUGCAAUGGCUUUCCUGACCCAAGUAAUGGAUCACAUCCUUGUCUAGAGCCGGAACCAGAAGGUACAACCAUGUCUACAACCAGCCAUAUACAUCUUACUUCCAAAUUCCCAGAAGAUAAUGAAGAUGGAGUGGUUUACUUUCUUGGUUUGGAAAUAUCACCAUCAAAUGCAAAGAUAGCUCUAUAUGUGGAAUUUGCACUUUUAAUUGCUGCAGUUUUGGGAAUUGUCGUCUUUGCUAUUAUUCAUAUCAAGAAAGUAAAAAAAUUAAAGAAUACAAAUUUAUUUUAACAUUUCACCUGCUCUCACGCUGUAUUUGAUAUGAAAGGUUGAGCAGUAAUGUUUGUAAAAAAAUCUGAACAGAAUCCAAAUUGUAAUUUGUUUGCUUUUUAAUGUGUUUUAAUUCAAAUAAAAAGAGCUUUAAAACUAAUGCAUAAGA